This is a messenger RNA of Coffea eugenioides, 1442 nucleotides long. RefSeq lists its product as uncharacterized. The transcript has 4 exons. The record is from RefSeq and is a predicted model, not a curated record. Bases 39 to 1091 code for a protein of 350 amino acids. Lineage: Eukaryota; Viridiplantae; Streptophyta; Magnoliopsida; Gentianales; Rubiaceae.
AAAAAAAAUCAAUCACAAUUUCUAGCUGCGACCUUCCUAUGGGGACUUCAAAUCCGAGUAUUUCAACCCCACCGACGUUCUCCUCCUCCUUCUCCGCCGCUGCCCGUUCCUCCAUCGUCAAACAGAAACAGGUUUUUUUGCACGAAUGGUGGCUCGAGAAAGCUCAUCCAAGUUCGGCUGGCAGACGACUAAGCGUUGGAGGCUGCACCGAGAGACUAGGAACAAGAAUUUUUCACUCAUCAGCUGUUCUGAAAAGGUAUGAUACUGUGACUCUUGGGACGGCAGACGGCAUUCUAGUCAAAAUUUGUGGUGCUAUCAAUAAGUCUCGAACACAUGAAAAUGGAUUCCCGCUAGAGGUUUGCUUUCGUUUCCUUUAUGGAUUUCCGUUUGACUGGGAAGAGUUUGCUAACCAGUCCUUUGCUGAAGAAUCAACUAACAGAGCUAUUCUUCAAGGAUUGUCUAAUUUGGAUGGACAUGAAGCAUCUUCUGUCGACGGUUUAAACAGGUUUUCACCAAAGUCCUUUGAUGACCUCCCUGUGGCUCUUUUACGUGAUUUCUCAGAUUCGUCUGUUGAAUAUUCUGCUACCUGUGAACUCUGGAAAAGUACGUUCAAAGAUAUAUUGCAAAAGUAUGGAGACAGUGUAAAAGAUCAUGCAAUGACGGAAAUUUCUUCUGAGGAAGAAACUCCAAGGAAGCAGAAGAACAGCAAAGGUGAGCAUGAUAUCUCUAUCAGAAAAGACAGAAUAACAAAAGAUCAGGUGAUGGCAGAAAGUUCUUCCGUAGAAAUCCCGAAUGAACAUGAGAAGAGUAUGGUUAAGCAGAAUAACAAACGAGAGCAUGAUAUGCCUAAACGAAGAAGUAGACGAAUAAAGCUACAGAAUUUUACUCUUGACAAAAGCACAUCAUCUGCUUCAAAUGUUGAAAGAAAGGGUCCUCGUACCAGGAGCAGUACUCAAAACUCAACCAGUAAGCAUGAAGAGAGUGUUUCAGUAACAAAUGCUGGAAAUACUGUUUUCAAUGGGACUGAGAUAACCAGAAAGUUGAAGUUAAGAAAUCGGUUUGUAGAAGUGCAUGUAAAGCGUAUUCAAUAGGUUCCAAGCUGGUGCAAAAUGCUUCAACUCAGCUGUAGGUAUGCAUAUUGUGGGGGCAGACAUUAGCAGAAACACUGGUAAGAUCUGCAGUUGACAUAUGUAGGAGCAGAAGAGAAUGAAAUUAGUAAGUGCUAUGAGCAGGUUGCUAUUAGAGAUGCGAAAUGGGCAGUAAAAUUGGUCGGCUAUAUGUUCAUAAAAUCAUAUAACUCUAAAAUUAUUUGGUUACCCUGUUUAGUUGAAGCUAAAUGUGAGACAUCUCGCUGAACAUUUGCAGCCACCUUGUUUCUUAAUUCCUAGUGAUGUUCCAAUGCAUUCUGCAACUGCUUAAGAAUUGGGUUAAUGUUUGUCUGA